ACUUUGUUGGAUCUGACUUUUGUUCCUCUUGUCACAACAUACCUCAAAUUUUUCGACGGUCAUUCAGCCCUUGGUUUUCUCCAUUUUUAGUGGUAAAACAUACAAAAUCUUAAAUAAUCAAUAUGUCUUUAGAACAAAAAACCCCUGGACAGAUUCAACGUGAAGAGGAAGAAAACAGAAAGAAAAUGAAACGUCUGGCGAAGGGAGGUGGUGUUGAAGGACGUUUGCCAAUGAAAAGACUAUUUCGUCAAAGAGCUCAUGCAAAUGUUUUGUCUGAUCAUGAAUUGGAAUAUCCUAGAAGUCCUGCCGAAAUGGAUUGGACACCGUUUUAUCCAGAUUUCUCAGAAAACUCUGGCAAGAAGGUUGAAAUUGUGGAUAUUGGCUGUGGUUAUGGCGGUCUUACCGUAGCUCUUGGACCUCAUUUCCCAGACUCUUUAGUUUUGGGAAUGGAAAUUCGAAUGCAGGUUACCGAUUACUUGAAGGAAAAGAUUCAAGCUAUUCGUUAUCGAGCAGAGCAUGAGGAGCCUGUUACUGGAGGUUAUAAGAAUAUCUCUGUUUUAAGAAUGAACUGUCAAAAGUUUUUGCCAAAUUUCUUUGAAAAAGGACAGCUCACAAAAAUGUUUUUCUGCUUUCCAGAUCCUCACUUCAAAGCUCGUAAGCAUAAGAACCGUAUUGUUACCGGUACCUUGGCUUCAGAAUAUGCUUAUUUUAUUCAGCCUCAUGGAAGACUUUACACGAUUACGGACGUAGAAGAACUCCAUCUUUGGAUGGCAGAAACCCUCGACAAGCAUCCUCUCUUCCGUCGACUUUCCAGAGAUGAAGAGGCUAAAGACAUUUGUGUUGCUCUUAUGACAAACGAGACAGAAGAAGGAAAGAAGGUCGCUAGAAAUGGUGGAAAGAAAUUUACUGCUUGCUAUGAGCGAUUACCAGACCCCGCGAAGUAAGCAUAUAUAAAAGAAAGAAAAAGAACGCGAGGCAGGAAAAGAGAACAAGCAAGACAACUUUUGGAGUCAAUGUACACCAUAUGCAUCUAUGCAUAGCUAAUUAUGUUUUAUGUGGGUUUAAGGAUUGAUAAAAGGUAUAUAAUUCAUACAUUUUAUUUCACCAUAACUUUUUGUUCCCGUUCUCCUAGAGAGAC
Messenger RNA from Schizosaccharomyces octosporus yFS286, 1138 nucleotides. Its product is annotated as tRNA (guanine-N7-)-methyltransferase catalytic subunit Trm8. NCBI's taxonomy places the organism in Eukaryota, Fungi, Ascomycota, Schizosaccharomycetes, Schizosaccharomycetales, Schizosaccharomycetaceae. The coding region runs from base 123 to 944 and encodes 273 amino acids. Gene Ontology annotation, cellular component: tRNA methyltransferase complex. The transcript is spliced from 3 exons. The record is from RefSeq and is a predicted model, not a curated record. Gene Ontology annotation, molecular function: tRNA (guanine(46)-N7)-methyltransferase activity. Gene Ontology annotation, biological process: tRNA methylation; RNA (guanine-N7)-methylation.